GGAAGUAAAAUUCUACUUAAGGAGCCAUGCAGCACAUGUGGCCUCGGGAGACUUCACAGUGGAGUAGCACAGGAGAACCUUGCAUGAGCUACAUGGUGUCUUAAGAUCGAUCUAAGGUAAGACAAUAUCAGUUUUUAGUCAUAACCGUCUCAUGAAGCAGUCCAUUACGAUGAGAGGAUGGGUGAGGUCGACACGUCACCGCAAUGAAUCAAGUGGGUUGAGCAGCUUUAAGGCGCAGCGCCUUGUUGGCCCUCACAUCCAAUCAGGGCUGAGAUUGAAUUUGUGGAGGGGCGGAUGACUCCCCACUUUGUGUGAGUGUGUGUUUGCAUGUGUGUAUGUGUGUGAUUGCGUGCGCGCACGCGUGUGUUUGUAUGUGUGUGUGCGUGGGUGCCUGGUCAUAAAGGGCGGAGCUCCUCUCCCGCGUUUGACAGCUGAGAAGCAGAAAAUGUAUAGCGCAUUGAGGGAAGGUCUUGGAAGCAACGCUGCUCCAAGGCUACCGUCCCACCGCCAGGAACGGGAUGCAGCAUCAUGCCACCUUUAUAGACUGAGGAUGCCCUCGUUAAUCUGAGCCAACUGGACAACACAAAUUAAAGGGAAUAACAAGACUUUGUUGUGCAGAUAAUCCCUGGGAUUUGUGUGGCGGGGGCAUGCACCGUGCGUUCUCCUUCCCGGUGACGGUGGAGCGCAGUCGUACCAAGGAGCGCCUUGAGGCGAGCCUGGCCGGGCUGUGCGAGCUGGAGCUCCGCAAGCAGAGGCAGGAGUGCCUGGUGCUGGGGGCGCUGGCUGUGGGGCAGCCGCCGGCCCGGGACAGCUCCGUAGGCGAGCUGGCGUGCUUCAGCAGCUGGGGGCAGGAGAACUUGACACUGAGGCGUCAGCUGAGUGCUCUCCAGAGUUCUCCAUGGGGCCUGAUGCAGGCGCUGGAGCAGCAGGUGGGAGAGCUGAGGAUCGACACAGACGACGGCUGUUCCGAUGGCGCUCAAGGAGACGCAGGCGAAAGCCGGCCAAGUUCUGGUUUUUAUGAGUCCAGUGAGGGUCAGUCACCUAAAGGAAGAUCUUGUUCCACUGAGUCCACAGAAAAUGGGUCCUCCUGGGUUUACACCAACGACAGGCCAAAGUCUGUUGGAGACCCGUUUAUGUUGAAUGGAGAAGCGGAUGUGCCGUUUCUGCGCACCACCCUGCACCGUUCUUUCUCUGCCCCUUACCCACCUCUGGAGGGCAUCGCUGAGGAGGGCACAGCAGUGGACCCCUGGCAAGUGGACCCCAUACGAGCCAGCCAAGCGUGGCAGCAGCAGUCUAUGGAUGAUGAGGUCACUGAGGAAGAUUACCAGCUGGCUUUGAGGGUCGAAAAUUACAUCCUAGGUCUCAUUCAUCGUCACACCCUCUCACCACGACCAUGUCAGCCACGCACCACACUCAGCCCUGACCCCCCAUUCUGCAGUGCUUCUGCCCACAGCUCCCUACACAGAAGGACUCCCUCUCUUACGACAGAGCAUCGCUUUCCUGACCCCAAUCUACAGCAACAUGUUGACCUUUUGUCAACCCCUAAGAGGCAGAGCUGGGGUUGUGACCAGCUAGAGGGGGAGGCCUGUGGAGGAGAGGCCCUGUCUUUGGAGGAGGGCCAUUAUUUGGCUCUGCCCUACCCCCAGUCCAGGCCACAAUCCCUGGCUGGGAGGCUUCCAUCACCUCUGCCCUCACUGGACCCCAACUGUGAUGUUGUGACUCUUGACCUUUGUUGUGAACCCUCAUCCCCCCAGCAUUAUCUACAUCCACAAGCCCCUAUUCAUCACAUGCACAAUUUAGUAAAUGCCCAGUAUAUCCCCGGACAAGCCUGCCAUGCUCCUGUUCGUUCCCCCAGACACUACAUCCCAGAGCAGUCUAUAACCAACCGAGCAGCCUCCUCUCCCGACCACCCCAACCCCAAGUUGAGACCAGUAAGGAAGAGCCACAACGAGCGACAGAGAUCCAAGAAGUCGAGCAGCAAAACCAACCGAUCUCAGUCAGAAAACAGCCUACUGAGCCAGCAAGGGCUGCCUGAGCGCAGGUACAGCACCACUGAGAGGCACCAGGGUAGAGUGGAUGUUGCUCAGAACCAAGGCCAGGUUGUAGGACCACAGGUCGGCAUCGGGGGUCAACGCUGGUGCUCCAACCUGGAGCUCAGCCAGGAUGAGGGGGAGACCCGUGCAGCGCAGUCACAGAGACGACAACCUCGUAAAACUCGGUAUGGUCACCCAUGUCCCAAUUCCCAGCCCGAGAACUACCUUCAACAGCAGCCCCAACGCAACGAGCGUUGGCACCAGGACCGUCAGGAGAGAGCACCUCUCUGUCGGGGGGAGGAGGGCAACACUGGUGCUGCCCCUGCAGAGUCCGAGUCAAGCAUGACUGAGGUAUAUUCCCCGGCCUCCAGCUCUCUUUCCAGUGACUCCGACGAGAGUGGGGGGCUGGUGUGGCCCCAGCAGCUGCCACCUCGCCUUGCUUCUACCUCCUCUUCAUCCUCGCCUUCACCACAGGUCGCUGCCAACACCCCCUCUCAACCAAAAGCCUUUGUCAAGAUCAAAGCGUCUCACGCUCUGAAGAAGAAGAUCCUCCGAUUCCGCUCAGGGUCCCUCAAAGUCAUGACGACGGUGUAAGGACCGGCUUUUUCUACUGUGUUGUAAAGACAAUGUCAGAGAAACAUUGUGGUUGCUACUUUUGGUCUCCUGACGUUAUAAGAAGAGGCUGUAUGCAAGAACACAAAUGUCUGAGUCAGCUGCUCUGGACAUUCUCACGAGUUUCUCCUGCCAGUCCCUUAAGUAAAAUGUCCAAAUGAACCCAUGUGAGAAUACAGCAGGAUAAUGUCCGAAGAAUUCAAAGCGAGCAAGUGAUGUUGUUUUUAACACUUUGUUCCCUGAUUGGUUCAUAUACUGAUCUCUCACAAUCCAUCUUUGAUCCAUCAUUUCCUGCCUCCUGUUACUCUGCCCAGACCCCACCCUCGCCUGAAUCAUCUGGACAUUUUCCUGUUGUGAACGUGUCUGACUCGAACAAUCUCUUGUUGCGUUCUUCAUAUGUGAAAGGCAAAGUAUGGAAAAAGUCGGUUUUUAGGGCAUUUUCUCGAGAUUGUCCGAAAACACCUCAUGUGAACUUUACUUCUAACUACCUCUUAUUACAGUAUGUACUUAGUGAGAGACACAGACACGGUAAAAGACCUGCAGUGUCUGUGGUGGUUGAACUCAUCUUGUACAUGACAACCAUGAGAAUAAUGGGAAUUAUCCCGCUCUAUUUGAUGAUAACUGAAGUGAUGCCAAGCUGCUCUGAAGGUAAGUGACUGAAAAUGCUGCCAGUUUUUUUAUUUCUUAAUAUCGUUUGGCCUUAUCUUAGAUGUAUGGUUGAUUAAUUCCUUAAGUGUGGAGUUGGUCAAUCACAGGUCUAAACAAUGGAUGUUAUUUCAGUGCAACCAAUGUAUUGUUCAAAGUGUCAAGUUCUGCUCAACACCAAACCUGUAUAGAUGAGAUAAAAAUGUUUUACAUCUUUUGCUAAUAAAUUUGGGAGAGUUUUCAGUUGCAAAUUCUUAAUUUUCUCAGAUCAGAACCACAUUAUAUUAUUAUAUUCAGGAAACUUCUCAGCGAAGAUCUAAAAAUGAUUAGGAGACAUUAUUAUUAAGAAAAAUCUCGAAACAUUUAAUGUCUGCUAAGACUAUUUUACAGUAGUGAUUAGUCCUUUUCUCAGCCAGUAUUUAAGAGGAAAAUCUCUAAUUUGUGCAAAAGUUGUUGUUUACAUUUGGUUUACUUAUGAUUAAAAAAUAGAUCAUAGCAUCCCUGUGAAUGUCUGAGAAGGGAAAACAUGCAUAUCACUCUGAAAUGAGGAUAUCUCUCCUGCAGUCAGCGGCUUUCAGGGCUAAUGGGCUAAAAUAAACGUACGUGUGAGUCAAAUGAGGAUCCUUAUAAAGGGAUCAGUGUACAUGCAUGCAUCCAUAUAUUUAUAUAUAUGUUUAUAAGUGCACAAAUUCAUUGACACAGGGGCACAGAUGAACUCACUUUUGAAAAUAUGUAUGAUUUUGUAUAUACCAUCAUGUGGCCUUGUUUGGAAUGAAUGUAGUUUUAAAUAAAGGUA
Platichthys flesus (European flounder) is the source of this 4086-nucleotide messenger RNA. RefSeq names its product dapper homolog 3. Gene Ontology annotation, biological process: negative regulation of canonical Wnt signaling pathway. The transcript is spliced from 5 exons. The record is from RefSeq and is a predicted model, not a curated record. Gene Ontology annotation, cellular component: cytoplasm. The coding region runs from base 648 to 2627 and encodes 659 amino acids. NCBI's taxonomy places the organism in Eukaryota, Metazoa, Chordata, Actinopteri, Pleuronectiformes, Pleuronectidae.